This is a messenger RNA of Elgaria multicarinata webbii, 5642 nucleotides long. It is a transcript of the gene PPFIBP1, whose product is annotated as PPFIA binding protein 1. Gene Ontology annotation, molecular function: protein binding. NCBI's taxonomy places the organism in Eukaryota, Metazoa, Chordata, Lepidosauria, Squamata, Anguidae. Gene Ontology annotation, biological process: neuromuscular junction development. The coding region runs from base 174 to 3290 and encodes 1038 amino acids. The transcript has 30 exons. The record is from RefSeq and is a predicted model, not a curated record. Gene Ontology annotation, cellular component: presynaptic active zone.
CGAGGGAGCGCCCAGGAGAGAGGAGGUCUAAGAAAGGGGGGCAAGAGCAUGGUUUAGGGGAGCUGAGGAGAGGGCGAGGCCUGGCGUUAUCCGGAGGCCGCACUUUUGGGAAGGCGCUGCUGGGUUGCUUUCGGCUGAGGUGUUUGCAGUAGCUACCCUGCAGAAAAGAGAAAAUGAUGAGUGAUGCAAGUGAGAUGCUGGCUGCAGCUUUGGAACAGAUGGAUGGCAUUAUUGCAGGUUCCAAGGCUUUGGAAUAUUCCAACGGCAUAUUUGACUGCCAGUCCCCGACUUCUCCGUUCAUGGGGAGCCUGCGAGCGUUGCACCUCGUGGAGGAUUUGCGUGGCUUAUUGGAGAUGAUGGAAGCGGAUGAAAAAGAGGGAUUGCGGUGCCAAGUCCCAGAUUCGACAGCAGAAGUUCUGAUUGAAUGGCUACAGAGCCAAAUGACCAAUGGGCAUAUAUCCGCUAAUGGAGAUGUGUAUCAAGAGCGGCUUUCACGUUUGGAAAAUGACAAGGAAUCUCUUGUUCUGCAAGUGAGCGUUCUUACUGACCAGGUGGAUGCUCAAGGAGAGAAGAUCAGAGAUUUGGAGCUCUGCUUAGAAGAACACCGGGAGAAACUGAAUGCUACGGAAGAAAUGCUACAGCAGGAGCUCUUAAGCAGAACAUCUCUUGAAACUCAAAAGCUGGACCUUAUGGCAGAAGUUUCCAACUUGAAGCUCAAGCUGACUGCGGUAGAAAAGGACAGGCUAGACUAUGAAGACAGGUUCAGAGAUACAGAGGGUUUGAUGCGGGAAAUUAAUGAAUUACGCUUAAAAGUAGGAGAAAUGGACAGUGAGAGACUUCAGUAUGAGAAAAAGCUUAAGUCUACCAAAUCUUUAAUGGCCAAACUUUCUAGCAUGAAAAUCAAAGUGGGCCAGAUGCAGUAUGAAAAGCAGCGGAUGGAACAAAAAUGCCAAAUGUUAAAGGAAGAACUAGCAUCUUUAAAAGAUAAAUUAGAACAAAAGGAAGCAGAGAUAAAACGAUUGCAAGAGAAACUGGUUCUCCAGGUGAAAGGAGAAGGGGUUGACAUAAACGACAGAGAUGAAAAUUGUAAAAAGAAGCUCAAAGACAAAAAUAUUGAGGUGCAGAAAAUGAAGAAAGCUGUGGAAUCUCUAAUGGCGGCAAAUGAAGAAAAGGAUCGGAAGAUCGAAGAGCUUCGACAGUCUCUCAAUCGGUAUAAAAAAGUGCAGGACAUGGUGAUACUGGCUCAAGUCAAAAAAGGCAAGGAUGAUGAAUGCGAGGAGUCUGCAGAUUCAGGAUCUGUUUCAGUAGCCUUGUCAGAUGCACAGAAUCUAAAUGAAUCUGAGCAAAGUCCAUCUCCUACACCACUUACAGGCUCUCCAAACCAGGAAGAGUUUAGAACAACAACUCCUGAAGAGAAUUCACUACAGAUCCAUACUAGUGUCUUGCAAGUUUCCAUCCCCUCUUUUUCACCAUCAUGCAGACGUUCAGAAGAAUCUACUGAUAAAGUAAAUGCUCAGUCAAAGGUGGAAAUUGCAAGUGAAGUCAGUGAAAAACACGCACCGGUGGCUUCCAUUGAAGCACAGCUAAGUGAUACGAAGUUCAUGAAACGUCUUCAAGCAAGUUAUAUAGCACCAGGGAUUUACAGAAUUUUAACUUCAGCUCUGCAAAAAUCCAGCAGCUUGGGAAACUUGAAGAAAGAAGCAUCUGAUGAUAAAGAGUCGGGACAGAAGCAAGAGGAGAGCAAAGCACCCAUGGAGGGCAGCAAAUAUGGAACCCUCCCUCCUAAAUCUCCGGGUGAGGAAGAUGCCUUUGGGACCCGUAAAGCCCGGUCUUCAUUUGGGCGAGGCUUUUUCAAGAUCAAAAGUAACAAAAGGACAGCAAGCGCACCUAACUUGGCGGAGUCUGAAAAAGGAUCUGCAGACCACCUAGAUCUGGCUGGCUUGCCUCCUCGACCAAAAGGCACAGAAGGUGGGCCUCUGACUCCACCUUCUCCUGACUCUAAAAAGAAAGCCAGAGGAAUCAAGAAAUUAUUUGGAAGACUCAGAAGAAGCCAGUCUACCACGUUUAAUCCAGAUGACAUGGCAGAGACAGAGUUCAAAAGAGGAGGAACGAGAGCAACCGCAGGACCACGACUGGGCUGGUCAAGAGAUCUUGGGCAAUCAAAUAAUGAUUUGGAUAUGCCAUUUGCUAAAUGGACGAAGGAACAAGUUUGCAACUGGCUUCAGGAGCAGGGCUUGGGUUCUUACAUAAGUAAUGGCAAACACUGGAUACUUUCUGGUCAGACUCUCUUACAAGCAUCUCAGACGGAUUUGGAGAAGGAACUUGGAAUAAAGCAUCCGCUGCAUCGCAAAAAACUUCAGCUUGCGCUUCAGGCAUUAGGGUCAGAAGAAGAGAACAACCAUGGGAAACUGGAUUACAACUGGGUUACAAGAUGGUUGGAUGACAUUGGACUGCCCCAGUAUAAGACACAAUUUGAUGAAGGAAAAGUGGAUGGUCGAAUGCUCCAUUAUAUGACUAUUGAUGAUUUACUCUCUUUGAAAGUCGUGAGUGUCCUCCACCAUCUUAGUAUCAAACGUGCUAUUCAAGUCCUAAGAAUAAAUAACUUUGAACCCAACUGUCUGCGCAGAAGACCUUCAGAUGAGAAUAACAUCACACCAUCCGAGGUUUCGCAGUGGACCAAUCAUCGGGUGAUGGAAUGGCUGCGUUCUGUUGACCUUGCGGAAUAUGCUCCUAAUUUGAGGGGAAGUGGCGUUCAUGGUGGACUCAUGGUUUUGGAACCUCGUUUCAACGUCGAGACCCUGGCGCAGCUGCUUAACAUCCCACCAAACAAAACGCUGCUGAGGCGGCACUUGGCAACCCAUUUUAAUUUGCUAAUUGGUCAAGAGGCCCAGCAGCAAAAGCGUGAAGCUAUGGAAUCUCCAGAUUAUGUCCUUUUAACAGCGACAGCCAAAGUGAAGCCAAAGAAACUUGCUUUUAGUAAUUUUGGAAAUUUAAGGAAGAAGAAGCAGGAUGAUGGUGAAGAGUAUGUGUGCCCGAUGGAGUUGGGACAGGCAUCAGGAAUUGGAUCAAAGAAAGGGUAUAAGCCAGGUUUAGAUAUCAGACUGUAUGAUGAUGAUGAUCUGGACAGACUGGAGCAGAUGGAAGAUUCAGAAGGUACCGUGAGGCAAAUAGGGGCAUUUUCUGAAGGCAUCAACAACUUAACUCACAUGUUAAAAGAAGAUGAAAUGUUCAAAGACUUUGCUACACGUUCUCCUAGCGCAAGUAUAACGGACGAGGAUUCGAAUGUGUGACAGAAUCGGCGUUGGACACUUAGGUUUCUUGAUGCUGCUUGGAGUGCCGCUGUUGUAUGUGAUGGAGACUGGGCAUCAUAGGGUUGCUUUUGCUUCCGUUUGUAAGAAGUGAUAUUUUUCAGGGGGAUUAAUGAGGAGAAAAGGUACCUAUUCUAAAGUUGCCAUACAGUGGAGGAGAAAAACAGACACGAGUGAGGGAAAUGUGCAUUUUUCUCCCUAGUGUUGAAAUUUGUGACAUAUUUCAAAGUAUCAUUUUUAAUAUGAAUCUACUGCCAUAAUGUUCCUGCACGAAGGUGUGCCAUAACAUAUAUCUGUAUAUUUCUCUCUCUUUUUUCCAAAUAAUACAAAAGGAAAAAUACUCAAUCGCAGACCUCUGGAAUUAGCAUGCAUUGUAGAUAUAUCAACAGGAAAGAAACGAAAUCUGGAAUUCCUACGUUCCUAUUUGAAUGAACUUCUCAAAAGUAAAUAACCAACCACAUAAUCCCCAAAAUUGAAAUCCUGUUUGUCUUAUUUUUUAUACAAUUUUUAUUAAAAAAAGAAAAGAAAAGAAAAAUGUAUUGAGUACAUACAAAUGAGAAGUUUUAUAUUGUGAUAUUAAGGUGAUGACAUUUUUUUUUUUUUAAAAAAAAGAGAGAUUCCAGUUUGAAAACCAGCUGGUUACUGGAGAAGUCAGACUGACCUUUUAAAUGGCUUGCACCUCCCCACCCCCUUAAGUGAUGCCUGCAUUCUUACAUUAGGAAUGAAGAUAUUGAAAAUUGUGGUUCUCUUUUGCAACAUUAAAGCAUCUCUGAGCUGUCCGUUUUCCAGCUUUAAAAUGGAUUUUAAUAACAUUUUAAAAUUUUGUCAUUGCAGAUGUGACAUUGAAAAUGUUAUUUUGAGACUGAAAAACAACCUGUGACUUUGUGAGCAGAAGAUUUGUUCCCUCGCAUAUUCUGCAAUGGGAGGGUUCUUUAAAUUUAUACAGAAAGGAAUAUUAGCCAAGUCACUUUAUUUUGCAGUAUUAAAUUAAGAUAUGGAGUCUUGCCUUCUAAGUACGGUUGACCAUAAUGUAAUGUACUGACUGAUAUUUAUACUUGAUUUUUAUAAAGUACAACAUGUAUUGACUUUUUUUAAACUAUCAAACUUGUAAAAUUCAGAUUAGCCAGUGAAAAAAAUGGUCAAGCUUUCAAGAGAAUAUAUUUGACUUGUGUCUUUCUCUUCCCAGUCCUGAAAUACUUACAACUAUUUACUACUUGCAUAAAAGGAUAUUGCCGACAUUUCUUAAUGUACGGUUUGAAAGGAAUUGGUUCAACUGUAGAUACCUGUUUCAGUACUUCAAACAUUUUGGACCCAAACAAGGGCUUUUGCAGGAGUGUUAGGUUGGGCUUUUGGCAUGUGCUCAGGUACUAUUAGUAGUGAUUUUCAACUCAGAGCCAAUCUAUUCAUUCACAUAAAUUUCUUGGGUGGGUACCAUUUCAGACUGCUGGUGGGAAAUUAUUUCAAUGUUCCUCUAUAUAAGUCUCUCUGUCCAUAAAGAGCUCAUUUGCCAGAUGGUUCUUCUUCCUAACAUGCUAACUUUCUGCUUGCAAUGAGUUUUUUAAAAAGAAAAAUAUGGGUAAAUAUUCAAACAUUUGAUCCAUCAUCUGUAGUCUGAAAUGGAAUUCUCUACUAUGUGAUAUAUUUGCACAUAUAAAUUGGCCCCUGGACUGACUUCUUAAACUGAUGCUUGUCCUUAAAUGUGCUGCUUCUCACACAUUUAUUUACAGUUUGUCAAAAUAGUGAUACAAUGCAUUGUAUUGUGUUUUCUAUCAAGUAUUGAUAUCUGUAUCUUUAGGAAACCUAACCAUAAGAGCUUCACCAGUACAGUAUAUUCAGUACUGUCUAUUGAUAGUUAAUUCUGCAGAUGUCUUCAUGACCACUUCAUUUCAUCUGGUAUCUGAGCUAGUUUGAAUGAAUGCAGAUAGCAUUUGUGAUAGAAUUACUACUUUGUCAUUAACGGUGAAUAAAUGUAUUUAUUAAUUAAGGAGUUCACUUUCUGGGCCUGUUUAAAAAAAACCCACCUACCAUCAAACCCCAUAAGGUCACUUGGUAAAAAAUAAUACUAGUGCAUAUAUUAGGUAAAGAUAUGUCAUCUGCCACCUAGAAGCUGCCUUUGGUGUUCUGGUAAGCACUAAUUGCAAAUACACACGUAUUUGUAGAAUCAAACAACAGUGGAAAGAGUUUCUUUGUACCUAUUCAGAAUGUUGCACAUAUGAACCUCAUUACACUUCUCAUCAUUUUUUAAUUGUGAUGUAUUUGAAAAUUGGCUCAAAUUUGGUCAUCAUUUUGCUGGUUGGAAUAAUACUUCUUACUCUUAUUUCUGUGGGAUUGGGG